AUGUCGUUAACACCGUUGCAAAUGGAUCAAGUGAGGACUAAAGUUUCCUAUAGUGAAGUAGAUUUACCAUACAACGGGUACAUGGAUAUCCUAGCCAAAGUCACAAGGCUCUCCGGAAAUAUCCUUAGAGGUCAAUUACAGAAGUACAGUACACAGCAGAAUAUUGAAUUCAAUGACGACUACGUACAAGAAUUGGAGACUGCAGCUGAUCAAAAGUUUUUAGAACUUCAGUCAUCGCUGGAUGUGAAGAAAGUAGCACAAGAAAACUGGGAUCAAUCCAAUAGUGAAACUGUGAGGAAUAUGGAGGAGAAGAUUCAAGAUGUUAUGCCACAAUUGGAAGACAUCAAAGACAGUUUGCAGAGUCGAACCUCCAGGGUACGAGAGUUGUACGAUUCUGUGAGUAAAGUGAAUAACGAACUAGAGGUUUUGUUGGAAGGUCGUACUAGUUUAACUGCAUCAAAAUCCCAAUGGGAGAAAGAAUUAGGUGCUGAGUUGACAGAAAAAUUGAUUGGACAGAAUUACUUGAGAAAGACCGGAUCUAAUGGUGAGGAGAAAUACAGAGUUUAUGAUAAUUUUACCAAGGGCCCUAACGAGCUAAGACAUACCAACAAAGCAAUUAAAAUUGAUAUUGAAAGGUUAUCUGAAGAGCUAGGCACCUAUAAGAAUAAAUGGUUAAAAGAUGCAGGUAUUUUUUCACAAAUGACGUCCGCGUUAAGAGAUGAGAUGAGCAAAAGAGAUCUUGAUUUACAACAGGCUGAAGACGAAGAUGAAGAAAUGGAAGAUGAUGAUGAACCCGAAGAUGAACCUGAGGAUGACGAAUCUGAAGAUGAAAAUAUGUUAGAAGAGGAACAAGUUGGUGAAACAGCCGAACAGGCGGAGGAAGGUAGUGAAGAACAAGGUGAAGAGCCAAUUGAAGAAGAAGCAGAGACCAAGGGCUCUCAAAAGGAGAUUGAUUCAGAAUCUACGCCUGGAAGCUGA
Molecule: messenger RNA, 978 nt
Organism: Zygosaccharomyces rouxii
Lineage: Eukaryota; Fungi; Ascomycota; Saccharomycetes; Saccharomycetales; Saccharomycetaceae
Gene: MFT1
Product: Mft1p
Exons: 1
Coding region: 1-978 (325 amino acids)
Source: RefSeq, a predicted model, not a curated record